AUGAAACAAUUUAACGUGACUUACGUGGAGGCUUUACGAGACAAUAGAGUAAUAGCCAGUUUUUAUGACAACUCAUCAAAUGGAUAUGGAUCUUUGGGCAAAGUCGGAUUAACUGCCACGCCGAAAGUGUUUCGGAAACUUGUAGAUGAAUUGGUUAUACCCAAAGUGGUUCCUCUCGAGGGCAACAAAGUGACGAAAUUGUCCAGUGCACUGUUGGACGGAUUCGAGUGUUACUAUGGCACGGAGGCUGGCAACAUGGUUUAUGUUUGCUUCUCACCCGUGAACGUGCCCAAGAUUUUGCCAUUACGCAUACUGACGGAGUUGAAGUCGAUGACGAACGAAUCGGACCAGGAGCUGGAUUCUCACGUCCGUGCCAUUGUCCAGAAUUUCCACGAGGAGCUGCUGUCUUACCACGACUCUUCAACCGCAGAGGCAACUGAGCAAGACAUGCAGGAAAUUAUUCAGCUCAUGAACGACAAUAUAGACAAAUUUCUGCAGCGACAGGAACGUGUGUCGCUGCUGGUAGACCGGACCUCGAAGCUGAACCAGUCGAGUUACAACUUCAAGCGCAAAGCAGUACGAAUCAAGACCAAAAUGUGGUGGCAAAACGUCAAGAUGUGCUCUGCAAUCACCGCUGUGACUGCAUUGGUCGGGACCACUGUUUUUCUUGCGGUGCAUUAUGUGUAG
Molecule: messenger RNA, 687 nt
Organism: Lachancea meyersii CBS 8951
Lineage: Eukaryota; Fungi; Ascomycota; Saccharomycetes; Saccharomycetales; Saccharomycetaceae
Source: the annotation of a GenBank genome assembly